Python bivittatus (Burmese python) is the source of this 1921-nucleotide messenger RNA. RefSeq names its product neural cell adhesion molecule 1-B-like. The record is from RefSeq and is a predicted model, not a curated record. Gene Ontology annotation, biological process: cell adhesion. Gene Ontology annotation, molecular function: integrin binding. NCBI's taxonomy places the organism in Eukaryota, Metazoa, Chordata, Lepidosauria, Squamata, Pythonidae.
UCACCUACUUAAAGAAUUAAUACAUGCCUGUUUUCCACCUUUAAAAAAAAAACUGUAAUAUUGCUCUCUCCUUUACUAUAUAGCUAUCACAUUCCAGACUGAACAUUUUAUACAGUAUCUCUUACAGAUUUAAAUGUUACACUCCCAUUGCUCAGCAUUAAGUUUCCUGAAAGAGAGAAUUCCAUCCAUUGUAACAUUUCUUACAACUGAGUUAGACAUUAGCAAAGUUCUACUUGAUGUGCAAUGAUUCAAAGGCCUAAAAUCUUCUCCUGUAAACUGAAUAAAAUCGAUUUAUUGCCUUAAAGGAUUUAGGAAGCCACUGGCUGAAGGAAAUAAAUUACUUAAUAUUGCUUAAGGUAGUCGUUUAAACAACUUCCUCAGGUGUGACUUUCUCUAACACCUAACAGAAUUCUCUUUGAUGCAAAUUUUAAUGCUGAGUGGCGUGUGGUAGUAAUAUUUAAGUCUGGGCCCCUUCGUUUUCUGUUAUUUAGGAAUUGUAUGUUCCUUUUUUCUUCUGCAGAUUUUUUCAUUUCAGGAAAAUAAGCAUGUGAGUGGGUGGAGUAAAGGAAAUGCUUAUUUCCUGAAGUGACAUACUGUUUUUUUAGUACUGUACUGUUCUCAUUCCAUAUAUCACGCUUGAAAGUCCUCCAUCUGACUAAGUGACCCGUCUUUUGUGCUUCAAGUUUUGGUCCCUCAAGCUGGUUAAAAUGACAACUGUCCUGCUUCUGAUCAUGCCUGUCCUUCUCUUCUGGGUGCCUACUAUGCACCCAUGUGAAGUGACUAUCAAUCCCAAGGUAAAUAAUGUGAUGUUCGGGGCUUCUUUGAAUUUGACCUGCAUGGUUUCAUGUAGCAGCUACAAUAAACUGAGAUGGGAAGUGGCUCUUCCAUCCGUGACCAAGAAGGGAGAUGGUUGGAUUGAUCUGUACGUUGCUAAUGUAACUGAAUGGACACUUCCAUUGUUAUGCUUGGUUAAUUAUGGAGUCUCUAAUCAAACCUAUGCCAGGACAGAAAUUUUUGUUUACCAAUUCUCUACUCCAGCUAUAUAUCCAGUUUCUGAAGUUGUGAGUGAUCAUUUGGACAAAAUCGUGUGCAACAUCUCUAGCUUGAAGGUGAGCGGCUCCGUCCCAUCUAACAUCAACAUUUCCCUGAGCAGAGGUGGUAGUAUCCUGAACAGUAGCAAUGGAGAACCAUCUGUGGAAUACAACUUUAUGGCUAAUUUAGAGCAGGAUGACGGGGCUGAGAUCCUCUGUGAGGCCAACCUCCUGGUGGGUUCACAAGAGCUGAGAAAAAAUGCAACUCGAAUUUUGAAGGUUGUGGCUAAGCCUUAUAAUGUCAACAUAUCAGCAACUCAUGUGACCUACAAAGUGGAUGCAAACAUUGUGGUGACAUGUGAUGCUAAAGGAAAACCCCAUCCAGAAUUUUCCUGGGAUCUUCCCCCCAAAGCUGAUGUAGAGUUCUCAAACGGCAAUAAGACUGUAACAAUUCGUUCAGCUAAGGAGUUCCAUAAUGGGACUUACCGUUGCCUAGCCCAUAAUGUUUACGGCAAGAAUUCAGCACAGAUUGACAUUGUCUUUGAAGGGAAGUCUCGCAUCUGGGUUAUAGUCCCGGUGAUGACGGUGUUAGUGUUGGGUUUAAUCAUCAUUGUUGGUGUCUGGUACUUUUGCCGAAAAUGACCAUUUUAACAGAGGGCAGAUCGGGAUUCCUUUGUGAUACGGAGGCAGAAUUUCCUGACCAGCCACAGCAGAAACCAGGUUAAGAAGAAAUCUUUGUUCUCAUUCACAAGUCUACACAGCAGCAGGGACAGAAGUUGGAUGAUCUUCUCUAUGGAGCCCGAUCAACAUUCAUCUGCUGAUAGAACCAGAAAAUGUUCCUCUGAGCAACCAAGAGCCUUUGUAGGAACUGGAAUGUGUGCCAAACUAAA